AUGGAUCAGAAAUUUGUUUCCUCAACAGAGAUAGAAGAGGCCAGAAAAAAGCGGGCAGAAGAAUGGAAAGCAGCUUAUGAAAGACUGGGAGAAAAAGAAGAGUAUGAUCCUCGUACAUUAUACGAGAAAUUACAGGAACAAAAAAUGAAGAAAGAGGAAGCUUUUCAGGAAAUGACGAGAUUCAGCAAUCUGAUACAUAGACUUGAUGAGGAUGAAAUAGAUUUUUUGGCAACAUUAGAACAUGAACAACGCGGUAAAGAAAUGGAAAAAAUGAAAAAAGUUGAGCAAGAACUUGAAGAAUUUAGACGGUCAGUGUUUGAUCCGUUUUUAAAUAUCACUGCUGCCAAGGCCGAUGAAGAGGCGGCACCAAAACUUAUAAUUCAACCUGAAACUAUCUCAGCACCAAUAAAAACUUCCAUAAAGAAAGAUGCACAACGGAUGAUUUUAGAGAGUGCUAUUAAAAAAAUCAACGUUCCUUCACGUAAGAGAUCAUUAAAUGAUGAUGAAACUCAUUCAUCUAACUCUAAUGAACAAUCAAAAGAUCAGAAACGUUCAAAACUAGAAUCACAUUCAAGCAGAGAGACAACAUUAACAACCGCAACUAAUAACAUUACUAAUAAUACUCUAGCAUCUUUACUAGCAUAUAGUGACAAUAGUAGUAGUGAAGAGAGUACUAGUGACGAUGAAUCAUAA
This is a messenger RNA of Racocetra fulgida, 693 nucleotides long. NCBI's taxonomy places the organism in Eukaryota, Fungi, Glomeromycota, Glomeromycetes, Diversisporales, Gigasporaceae. The record is from the annotation of a GenBank genome assembly.